This is a messenger RNA of Penicillium verhagenii, 1560 nucleotides long. RefSeq names its product lanthionine synthetase C family protein. Lineage: Eukaryota; Fungi; Ascomycota; Eurotiomycetes; Eurotiales; Aspergillaceae. The transcript is spliced from 4 exons. Gene Ontology annotation, cellular component: plasma membrane. Gene Ontology annotation, biological process: carbohydrate metabolic process; peptide modification. The record is from RefSeq and is a predicted model, not a curated record. The coding region runs from base 1 to 1560 and encodes 519 amino acids.
AUGGCAGAACGCCCACAGUACUAUAAAAAUACCCUAGAGCCGCUAGAGGUCAAUGCAGCCUCGCUCGCGGAAUCCUUGGAGGAAUUGCGUACCGCAGUUCGCUAUGGAGCUGAAGCUAUUCACGCCAAUGAAACUCCCCAAGACAAAUGGCCAAUUGGUGGCAUGUUUAAACAUUUUCCAGGUAUCAUCCUUGCUUUUUUACGUCUUGACUACCAGUCCUCGGUAUUGAGUGAGGACGAUGAUUCGCAGUCACGGUACCGCCAGUUUGCGCUCGACCGGCUUCCAUUGGGAUUUCCUGAUAUACCUUUAUUGCCAUCUCGAUUGGCUCCUGCAGGAUCAUUUUCCCCUAUCGCUGCUGUAACUCUGCGUGUCCUAUCAGCAAACGCGAAAUCUGACUGGGAAAGAAGCUCUAAGCCCAUUAUUUCUCAGCAGGAUAUCACAUGUCUUCUCGAUGCUGCCAACUUUGCUCUGGAAAAUGGGCCUCUUGUUCCUCAUGAUGGCCGGAAUAUGGGUGGUGACGAGAUGCUGUUUGGUCGUGCAGGUCUCCUAUGGGUUCUACUGAACAUUCGCACGCAUCAAUUUGGUGAAGAAACCCAAAGGGCACUUGGUCCGCUUUUCGAGACAAUCCCAAAACUAGUCGAUGUGAUUAUAGACUCUGGACGCCAGUGCUCGAAAGCUUACAUUGAGAAGAAUGGGGCACAGGAUGCACACCCGUUGAUGUAUGCCUGGAUGGAGGGACACUACUGCUUUGGAGCCGUGCAUGGAAUUACUGGUAUACUGCCCAUCAUCCUUUCGGCUAGGCCAGAAGAACUCACAAAGCACAUUGAUAUUAUUGGAGAAACCAUCACGGCCCUCUGCAAACUCAGUCUUUCAAUCGACGGCCAUCUCCCAAUGACUCUCCCGCCAUUCAGUUUCGGACAAGCCUCGGAGCUUGUGCAGCUCUGCCAUGGAAGCCCAGGGAUCCUGAUUCUCUUAGCAGCAGCUUUGAAGAACAAGUCUCUAACUCAAAAUCACUGGUGUCCCGAAUGGAACCAAACUAUCUACGAAGCCUCUCAGCGAAUCUGGGAAGAAGGCCUUCUAUCUAAGGGAGGAAGUCUGUGUCACGGGAUCUCUGGUAACGGAUGGCCCUGGCUCAUGCUGCACAACGUUUUUGAAUACCACUCAGUGGAGCUAGAAGCUGCUAGAGCUGCCUACAUGCAGCGCUCGCGGUUGGCAUCUUCGAAAGAAGACCGGAGCCCGGAGCUCACCUCGGAUUUCUUUUUAUCGAGGGCUCUGGCAUUCAUGUUGCACUCACGCGAGACGCGACCUUACAACAAAACGAAUGAAUCUUCUGAGAAGGAUUACCGUAUGCCCGACGAUCCAUACUCGUUGUUCGAGGGUCUAGCGGGUAAUGUCUGUGCUUGGGCUGAGACCUGCGCGGUGAUCCAAGCCCGAUUGCGUAAGAUAGAACUUGGCGAAAAGGGAUUGGACUUUGAGUCUGAUUUGAUCUUCAAGCAAGCCAUGAGGAGUGAACUUGGAUUUCCGCUCAUCGGUGGCAAUGGGGCUGGUGGGCUUCUUUAG